Molecule: messenger RNA, 672 nt
Organism: Nerophis lumbriciformis (worm pipefish)
Lineage: Eukaryota; Metazoa; Chordata; Actinopteri; Syngnathiformes; Syngnathidae
Source: RefSeq, a predicted model, not a curated record
AUGGAGAAAGUCUUUGCUCUCAUGGUGAUGCUUGCAUCAUGUUCUGCCUAUACCAGAGAUCUUUCCGGCGAAGUCUUUGUCUUCCCAGGGGCAACUAAGAGUGAUCAUGUGAAACUAAUCACGCCUAAAACAUAUUUCAGUGCUUUGACCAUCUGCUUCAGAUUCGUUACAGACCUCCCGAGGAACUACAGCCUCUUCUCUCUGGCCACACCAAAAGUCUACAAUGACUUUUUGAUCUUCAAGUCAAAAGAAAACCUCAUCAGUGUUUAUGUUCAUAAUGCUCAUGCAGAUUUUUUCUCCCUUGCCUUUCUGCCAAACACCUGGCACACCUUUUGCGCCACUUGGGAAUCUGAAAAAGGAAUCGCCCAGCUGUGGAUUGACGAGGAGCCCACUGUUAAAAAGUUUGUCCACUCGGGGCAGCCAAUCAGCGGCAGGCCCAGCAUUGUCCUGGGGCAAGAACAGGACAAAUACGGGGGAGGCUUCGACGUCAGUCAGUCCUUCAUUGGUGAAAUCUCACAACUUCAUAUGUGGGACUACGUCAUCUUGCCCCAUGAAAUCCGUCACUACACAGAAGGCAACAACUUCGCCCCUGGGAAUGUGUUCAACUGGAGAAACCUCAAUUUUGAAAUCGUUGGUGGCAGUUUUGUGGAGAAGUCCAUGAUGGGUCCGUGA